GCCCCCCGCCCCCCAUGGAGCCGGCCCUGGCUCGGGGGCGCUGCCCUCUGGCUGCAGCUCGGUGCGCGCCGCUCGCUGGACUCCCUCGCCCCGCAGCAUGGACCCGGCUCGCCGCCUGCUGCCCCUCGGUCCCAGCAAGGGGCAGGGCCGGCUGAUGGGGAGACAGCCCCACACAGCCCUGCUGCUGGAGCGCUCCUCCCUCCGCCCGGCAGACAGCGUCACCUCCCAGGCGGGCAGGCUCUGCAUCGCCCUGUGCCUGUGGGGCACCGUGGCCCAGACUCCUGGCGUACAAGGUACCACUGGGGACUGCAACAGCCAUGUGAUAUGCCCAGCAAACGCCAAGUGUGUGAACAGCACCCACUGCACCUGCCUGGAUGGAUACCAGCCACUUGGGAAUCGCUUCUUCACUGACUCAACGGAGACCUGUGAUGAUAUUAACAAGUGUCUGGGGCCGAGCCAGCCUGACUGCGGACCCAACACAAACUGUAACAACGUGCCUGGGAGUUACUACUGCACCUGCAUCGAUGGCUACGAGCCCAGCUCUGGGAAAGCCAACUUCACGCAUGCGAGUGAGAACAGCUGCCGGGACAUCGACGAGUGCAACAAGACCCCAGCUGUCUGCAGCCCCAACGUCACGUGUAUCAACACCUAUGGAAGCUACUGGUGUGAGUGCCGGGCCAGCGACGUCCCCUCCAACAGGAACACGACCCUGUGCCAAGAGCUCAUCUGCCCCCUGCUGCUGGAUGAUGACAGCUCUGCCGGAGCCAAGAACCUCCUGGGCAGCUUCCAGGCACAGGUGGGAAGCCUCUGCCAGGUGAUGCUGAAGGAGCUGAAGCAGAUGAACUCUCAGAACGCUGAGCGGAAGCUGCAGGGCUUCUUGGACAUUCUGGAGAAGCAGAUAAAUCUGGUCGGGCAGCAGAGAGAGAGCGUGGAGUGGAGACACCGGAUCGCGACGGAGCUGAUGGCCAUAGUGGAGAAGCUGCUGGGAACGCUGGCCCUGUCCCUGCAUGAUAGGAUCAGCAUCGCAUCCCCCAGUGGCACAGAGCUGGGGCUGGCGGUCAGGCAGGCUGGGAACCAGAGCCAGGAGACCGUGACGCUGCAGCAGAGGAAGACACAGAUGGAAUUAAAGUGGGCCAGAGCCCCAGGGCAUAAAAAUGAAGGCUUCACGCUGGCCGGGCUGCUGACAUACCAGGGGAUGAGCCCCAUCCUGGAUGGUGCUGGGCGGGUGGAGGUGCCCGAGUGGGAUGAGAUCGGCCGGAAGGGGAAGUGGGCGCAGGAGCCGGGGCGGCCCAGCUACCGUGUGCUGUCUCCGGUGGUGUCGGCCUUCAUCAGUGACCCAAACCCGCAGGCACUCGGCCUCUCCGUCAGCAUCCGCUUCAGCCACCCGGUGCCGGAGAAGAAGACCGACCUGCGUCUCCUCUGCGCCUACUGGGAGCCUGGCAGCAGGCGCUGGGCCACCGACGGCUGCACCCUGCAGAAGUUGAACGCCACCAUCACCCGCUGCCAGUGCAACCACCUGACCAGCUUCGCCGUGCUCAUGGCCUUCUACGAGCUGGAGGACUGGACCCUGGACGUCAUCACCAAGGUGGGGCUGGUGAUCUCGCUGCUGUGCCUGCUGCUGGCCAUCGUCACCUUCCUCUUCUGCCGCGCCCUCAAGGGCCCCCGCACCACCAUCCACCUGCACCUCUGCCUGGCGCUCUUCAUCGCCUACACCGUCUUCCUCACCGGCACCUCCAGCACCGGCAACAAGGUGGUGUGCGGCGUGGUGGCCGGGCUCCUGCACUAUUUCUUCCUGGCCGCCUUCUGCUGGAUGUGCCUGGAGGGCGCCGAGCUCUACCUGCUGGUGGUUCAGGUCUUCACCCCCCACGGCCUCAGGCGCCGCUACAUGUUCCUGCUGGGCUACGGCGUGCCGGCCCUCAUCGUGGGCGUCUCGGCCGCCACCUACAGCCAGGGCUACGGCACGGCGCGCCACUGCUGGCUCUCGCUGGAGAAGCAAUUCAUUUGGAGCUUCCUGGCGCCCGUCUGCAUCAUCAUCUUGGUCAACGCCGUGAUCUUCGUGGUCACCGUCUGGAAGCUGUCGCUGAAAUUCGCUGACAUCAACCCCGACAUGAACCAGCUGAAGAAGCUCAGGGUGCUCACCAUCACGGCCAUCGCCCAGCUCUGCGUCCUGGGCACCACCUGGAUCUUCGGCAUGUUCCAGUUCAACCAGCGCAGCCUGGUCGCCUCCUACAUCUUCACCAUCCUCAACAGCCUGCAGGGGCUCUUCAUCUUCCUGCUGCACUGUCUGCUCAAGAAACAGGCCAGUCCCCCCCCAGUGAGGGACGACUACCGCAGGUGGCUGAGCUGCGGCAGCUUCAAAGGACCGGCCAAGUACUCCAAGUUCUCCAGCUCGACCACCACGCGGAGACCCACCUCGCACCUGGACUCGCCGCAUGCAGAUGCUUCAACGGUUGCCCAGUGGAACCAUUACGCUCCCCAGCUGCGCCCACCCACUGGGCACUCACCAGCCCCAGGCCUGCGCGCUGCCAGCAUCACCAGCAAUAGCAACGGGCAGCAGGGCAGCCGCUCAGUCCGAUGCGACGUACUCUGGCCACAGGGGGCGCCUUUCCCUUCGGUACGAAUGGGUCCCUGGCCCCGCCUGCGGUGCGAUGCUGGGCCGGGCUGGGCGCGGGAAGUGGAGAUGAAUCCAGCCAGCAGUGAUGAACCCACCCCCCAGAGGACCUCGCCCCUCCCCCAGGGACUGCAGCAUCAGCCACCGCCCUUGGCUUCGAUGACGGUACGACAGGGCCUGAGCUGA
Messenger RNA from Mauremys mutica (yellowpond turtle), 2797 nucleotides. Its product is annotated as adhesion G protein-coupled receptor E5-like. Gene Ontology annotation, cellular component: membrane. The record is from RefSeq and is a predicted model, not a curated record. Lineage: Eukaryota; Metazoa; Chordata; Testudines; Geoemydidae. The transcript is spliced from 19 exons. Gene Ontology annotation, molecular function: calcium ion binding; G protein-coupled receptor activity. The coding region runs from base 98 to 2797 and encodes 899 amino acids. Gene Ontology annotation, biological process: cell surface receptor signaling pathway; adenylate cyclase-activating G protein-coupled receptor signaling pathway.